GUCUUGAAUGUUAUUUAUUUAACGUCAAGUGGCAAAUAUUUCAUACAUGUUCAGGACAAAAAAUAAUUAACAGUACAUACAUUAGGUAGGCUCUGUAAAAGAGGUCGACCGAAUUUCUUGAAAUUUGGCCUGGCACUGGACAAUGAGGAUAUUUAAAAUUGGAUAGGGACAGAAAUUUAGUCUUGCAACAGGCCACCCAUGAACCCCUCAAAGAGAUGUUGCAGUGUUUCUUAACGUGCAGAGAGCGUGUCACUCUCUUCACGAGGCAUCUAUGUUCACGUCCUUGUUCUGACUGGACGUAGCUGCGAACUUGUACAUCCCGCACAGUAAAACGGACGCCUUACUUAGGCAAGAGUUUUGAUGCUGAUCAGAAGAAGACCAAUAGUGGAAUGACCCGAUGAUAGCCCAACUCAAGAAGUAUACCCAAGUAUCUCCUUUUAUUCAGGAUAUUGUGUGUCGGAAAAUUCAUAAAAAAAACUUUUAUAAUACGGAAACAUGAAAGAAAUAAGGAAAAAACUAUUUGGAAACAUAUGGACAAAUGUUAAAUGCUUAGACGAGAUAGAAAUAUGGGAAACAAUAUGAUAUAAUCAAGUUAUAUAUUAUUUUAAUUCAUUCUGUUACUAGUCUCGAGACAGAAAAUGAUUUAAUGUAAUGUCAAGAAAAAGUAUUGAACAACUGAACAUAUCGAUUCUUUUGAUAUCCAAAAGCAACCUGAUACGUUACGACUAAAUAACAUCCUAGUAUAUAUACCCGAGUACUAUUACCGUUUCUAUUCUUUGUACAUACAACAUAAACAUGUAUUCCUCAUUCAUUAAAUAGCUAGACAUUAGAAGCAAGUCACCCAUGACUUUAAAGUUUGCCCCUAUUUACUUAUAAGUACCCAGUUAAAAACAGGUGAAGGUGUGUUUACAUGAUUUAAAAAAAAAGUCUAUUUCGCAAUUUGGAUGCAAAAUCCAAUUAUAGAUAUUACGCAGGAUAAAAAAAAGGAUUAUGCAUUAAAUAGUGAUAAUUUGUGUACGACUUAACUUAUUUUGUUGAAAAUGGAUAGACGACAGCGGUAUGAGGAGCAUCGACACGGCAAAGACCACCAUUACCGUGAUAAAAAUUCUUACGACAAUCCAGGCUACCACAGAGAUGAUAUAUACAGGCCUGAUUAUAGACAAAAAGACUAUUUACACCAAAACAUCAAUGUUUGGGAUCAUAAAAAUGUUCCUCAACCACAUCAAGGAUAUAUGUCUAGCUACCAUUAUGGAGAAACGCAGAGAACGGGUUCCGAUCAGCAUCUUCAUGGGAGUAUAUCAUCAGAUUCAACAUCAAAGUCGAAGUCUCGAAAAGCUAUAGCUAUUGCCAUAGGCAUAGGACUUUUAAUAGUUGUCGGUGGUGCAAUAGCAGUAGCUGUUUAUUUCACAAGUCUUUCGGAUGUUCAGACAACGACGGUCUCGACAAUAACAACUACGACACCUGUUCUACCUCAAGAGCUAAAAUUUCAAGGAAACAUAACAAUUGAUAACGAAUGGGACGACGCAUUAACAAACCAUUCUUCGCCUGUAUACAAGCAGAAAGCAGCAAAUGUUUCAAAUAUGAUAGACAAAGUCUACCAGUCUAGUGAGCUGAAAGAUAUAUAUAUAAGAAAUGAGGUAGAAGGCUUCAGACAAGGUAGUACCGAAGCAAUUAUUGAUAUCAUCUUCAAGAACCCUGCAGUAGUCAAAGAAGAUGUUUCAACAGCAGCGCCACCUGUUGUGAAGCUGGAUAACAAAAAAAUUGCUGACACAUUUGUUGAAAGUGUUCAGAAUGGUGUUGUUGAUGAGUACAAUGAAGUUUUUGAUAUUGACACAAAUACAGUAUCAUUUGCUGAUAUCACACCACCAGCCACAACAACAUCAAUAACAACAUCAAUAACAACAUCACAAGCAACAAAACCAACUACUACAACAACACCUACUACCACAACACCAACUACCACAACACUGACUACAACAACACCAACUACUACAGUGCCGACUACAACAACAUCAACUACCACAGCACCAACUACCACAACACCGACUACAACAACAUCAACUACCACAACACCGACUACAACAACACCAACUACUACAGUGCCGACUACAACAACAUCAACUACCACAGCACCAACUACCACAACACUGACUACAACAACACCAACUACCACAGCACCAACUACAACAACACCAACAACGACAACACCAACUACCACAACACCGACUACAACAACACCAACAACUACAGUGCCGACUACAACAACAUCAACUACCACAGCACCAACUACCACAACACCGACUACAGCAACAUCAACUACCACAACACCGACUACAACAACACCAACAACUACAGUGCCGACUACAACAACAUCAACUACCACAGCACCAACUACCACAACACCGACUACAACAACACCAACUACCACAGCACCUACUACUACAACACCUACAACCACAAUGCCUACUACCACAAUGCCGACUACUACCACAACAACCUCACCAACUACUACAACACCUCCUACCACAAUGACUACUGUUUCCAUUGAAUCUCUUGUUGUGUUCUAUGUACAAGUUCUCAUGAGAAACAUGACCUGGAUUCCUGCCUACAAUGACACUGGUUCAGCAGAGUAUCAAAACAUGCUUCAAACUGUUAACCAGAUGGAGGCCAACCUGAGACAAAAAAUGUUAUCUAUGGAUAGUUCACCUUCAAUGUCUGAAACAUCACCAAUAGCACAAAUCUUGUAUCGACUUGUCUUCAAAGGUGUCCGUCCAUUGAAUGGAAAUGUUGAAAUAAUGUUUAAUCUGGAGUUCAAAGGUCGUUAUGCUGAGAAAUCAAAUGGAACUCAAGUGAUGUUGGACUGGUUAGCCAUCAAAGACAUUGUAUCAGCUGGUCUAAAAAUAGAUAGAGAUGAUUGUAUCAUAACAGACUUAACACCAAUGACAACAACAACAGUUGUAAAGGAUUCGACACCAAAUACAACAACAGCCAAGCCUAACACAACAUUCUCUCAACCGCAUAACAUUUCUUCAACAACCAAAUCUGUCAACUUUUCAACACCCAAUACAACAACAGUUAUGCCUAACACAACAUUCUGGCAACCACAUAACAUGUCUUCAACAACCAAAUCUGUCAACUUUUCAACGCCCAAUACAACCACAGCCAUACCUAACACAACAUUCUGGCAACCACAUAAUGUGUCUUCAACAACCAAAUCUGUCAACUUUUCAACACCCAAUACAACCACAGCCAUGCCUAACACAACAUUCUGGCAACCACAUAAUAUGUCUUCAACAACCAAAUCUGUCAACUUUUCAACACCCAAUACAACCACAGCCAUACCUAACACAACAUUCUGGCAACCACAUAACAUGUCUUCAACAACCAAAUCUGUCAACUUUUCAACACCCAAUACAACCACAGCCAUGCCUAACACAACAUUCUGGCAACCACAUAACAUUUCUACAACUACCUCAAGCUCUGUUCCCAAUGGCACAGUGAUUUUCUCUGUACAACUUUUGAUGAUCAAUAUGACCUGGAUCCCUGCCUACAAUGAUACCAGUUCACUUGAGUAUCAACUGUUAAUGUUGGAAAUACAACAGAUGGAAGUUCAUAUGCAGCAAUACAUGUCAUCAAUGGGUAAUUCAACGUCCAUGUCCAGAUCUAUGCCUGUGUCACAGAUUUAUAAUGGUUUUCACCUUCAUAAAAUCAGUGAAUUCAGUGGCAAUGUUAUGAUAAUGUUUGACCUAGAGUUUAAAGCUCGUUACGCUAUGAUGUCAGAUGGUUCUAUGAUGACGAUGGAUAGCAAGAUGGUGGGAUAUAUUUUGUCAGAUGUAAUUAACGUAGACCAAAGUCAUAUGCAUAUUAAAGAUUUGAUGUCUGUACCACAGAGUACUACACCUACAAGUGCAGGAGGAAACAUCACUACAAUGGCUCCACCAAGUAAUACAACACUAACACCAGCACCAGUGCCAACUAUAAGUAACACAACUACACCAGGCAAUGUUCACACCAAUUUCACAACACCCUGGAGACCAACAAAUCACACCAAUUUCACAACACCCUGGCGACCAACAAAUCACACCAAUUUCACAACACCCUGGAGACCAACAAAUCACGCCAAUUUCACAACACCUUGGACACCAACAAAUCACACCAAUUUCACAACACCCUGGAGACCAACAAAUCACACCAAUUUCACAACACCCUGGAGACCAACAAAUCGCACCAAUUUCACAACACCUUGGACACCAACAACCCCAUUGCCAGAAGCUAUUUGUAUAGAAGCAAUAUCAGAUUACCAUAAUGCCUUGUGUAAACCAUUUGGCUUCAACUUAACAUCAUAUCCCAACUACCUUGGGCACCAGUCAGAAGCAGAGGUUUCACAGUUUGCAUUAUCAUUGCUUAAUUCAGCCAACUGUACAGGUUCUCUACCAGCAUAUGUAAUGAUGUGUUCAAUUUUGUCACCCUCUUGUGAAGCAGGACAAGUUAUACCACCAUGUUCUGAGCCAUGCACUAGUGUGGCCUUAAAUUGUGGAUUACAGAAUAUACCAGGACUAGAAGAUAUCCUUCCACUGUGUGCCUCAUUUCCUUCCUACUAUAGCGGUCUGCAAUGUAUUCAUUAUUUGGAUCUUAUUUCUUCAACACCAGUGCCAACUAUAAGUAACACAACUACACCAUCCAAUGAUUCAUAUGUUGAACAUCAUUUUGCCUCCUAUGGCUGGAUAGAGUCACCAAAUUACCCCAACAGUUAUCCUAAUUAUGCGAGAUAUGACUAUUCGAUAUUGAGUCCAUUGCUGCUACCAAUAACAUUGCAGUUCGUUGAUUUUGAAGUAGAGGCUUUAGGCAGCGGCUGUUACGAUUAUGUGGCAAUUUAUGAUGGGUCUUCACCACUUGAUACACAGCUUGCAUAUUAUUGUGGAAGUUCAAUACCAAACCCUGUUACAGCUUCAUCUGGAGAGAUGUAUAUUCAAUUCUAUUCAGACUAUACAGUAACUCAAAGAGGAUUUCAAGCUGUCUUUUCAGAUGCAUCAAUUCACACCAAUAUCACAACACCGUGGAGACCAACAGGUCACGCCAAUUUCACAACACCUUGGACACCAACAACAACAUCACCAGGAGGAGCGUGUGGUGGAUAUCACACUGGACUUACAGGAAGUUUUACAACACCAAAUUAUCCUGGAAGCUAUCCAAAUAAUCAGAAUUGUAAUUAUUAUAUUGUUGUCCCAAUUGGUUAUACAAUAGUGCUGACGUUUACUGACUUCAUAACAGAAAACUGCUGUGAUUAUGUGAAUGUAUAUGAUGGACUAACUAAUACUGAUUUGUUAUUGGUCAGCUUGAGAGGAGAUUUGAGUACACAAAGAAGAGUAGAGUCUACAGCCAACAAGAUGUUGGUUUACUUUCAUUCUGAUAGCAGCGUCAUUUAUUCUGGUUUCAGGGCCAUUUACACAGCAGACUUUGAGAAUUGUGCUAUAGACCAUGUGCAAUGCUCCACAAAUGCAUCUGAUUGUGUAUCUGUGUAUAAAUUGUGUAAUGGAUACCCAGACUGUGCUAAUGGAUUUGACGAGCAGCAUUGUCUCAACUAUACGAUACUAACUAGCACCCAAAGUACACCAUCAGUUAAUACUACCACCAUGACCACACUGAUGCCACACAAUGCCACUACAACAAGAAUAUCUACUACUCCUGUCGCUAGUAACAUAGAAGUGCGGCUUGUUAAUGGAUCUAACUGCUUGGAAGGAAGAGUAGAAAUCAAAAUAAAUGGAGUAUGGGGAACUAUAUCGACAUCUAAUGCACCAUUUAGUACCAGAGAAGCUGGCGUCAUCUGCAGAAUAUUAGGAUUCAGCGGAGAAGGUGCAAUACCAUAUCAGUAUGGAUAUUUUGGACAGGCAGAUAGCACAGUACCUAUAUGGUACACCUAUUUGUAUUGUACUGGUACUGAAUCGAGGCUGGAGGACUGUUCCAAACAAAAAUAUGCUGUUCUAAGCCAUUACUAUGAUGUGGGUGUGAGAUGCCAAGCAGGUAUAUCUGAGUUCUAUUGUUCAUUCAACUCUGAUUGUAUGUUUUUGUCAACUACAUCAUCAUCUGUGUACUGGCGAAGGUAUUCUGGUUGUACACCAUCCACUGCUACUGGUCCCUGCACUGAUCAUGACAAUAGCACUUCAAGUUAUUAUAUAUUCCUAGAAACCAGUAGUGGGUCAACUGGUAACUCAGCUUCACUGAACACAACAGCUACCUUUGAUUCAACUCCCAGAUGCCUUUCUUUCUAUUACCACAUGUAUGGUUAUACUAUAAAUGAGCUACAGGUUAAAGUUAGAAGUAGUACUGAUUGGAGUGGAAGCGUUGUUUGGUCUAGGAAGUAUGAUCAGGGAAACAUUUGGCAUUCUGCCAGUAUUGACAUUCAAGCUGUUUCAGCAUUACAGAUUCAGUUUAUUGGAAUCAGGGGUUCUUCAUACACUGGAGAUAUUGCUCUGGAUGAAAUUAAGCUUACGAGGGGAACAUGCGAUUCAAUAUCAGACUUUGUAUGCCCAGCAGAUGAAGAAGAACCAGGGGUUAACUGUACUUUUAGUAAUAAAGAGGCAUGCAACUAUACCAUUGAAAGUAUUGAAGGGGCUACAACAUGGCAGUAUAAAAGUUACUCUUCAUCAGAACAGAACUUACCUUCCUCUGAUGCUAGUGGCAAAUCUAUUGGAUAUUUCUACUACCAGAAUAAAAAUGGAAAUGAAGGAGAUUCCUCACGACUCCUGUCACCAAUCUUUACAUCAUCGUCUAUGUCAACAUUACAGUUUUACGCAUACUUUGGUGGCAGUGAUGUUGGUGCUCUACAAGUUUCCAAAAUUAAUGGCAAUGGUCAGAGAUCUUUAUUAUGGAAAAGAGAGGGGGAACAAGAUGAAGGAUGGCUUAUGUCCUGUGUCCCCCUUGCACAGGAAGGAGAAUUGUCGCUAGAGUUUGUGGCAUUGCGUAGCAGUGGUGAUGAAACAGUGAUCGCUGUUGAUAAUGUGACCGUCUCAGAUGAACCAUGUCAUUUUGGAAUAUCAGAAGAAAAAUGUAGAUUUGACCAACCAUUUAUCUGUGGAUACAGUGUGAACUGUUCCUGUACACUUCCAUCACACAAUUAUAAGUGGAUCAGACAUACUGGACCAACAAUGUCUAAACAGACUGGGCCGGACUCAGACAGUGAUGGAUAUUAUAUGUAUGCUGAAGCAACAUAUGGUAACCUUGGUGAUGCAACAGCCUUAACUUUCCCAGAAUUCAAAGCAAUAGGAAGUCAGAAGCUUCAGUUUAAAUAUCAUAUGCAUGGUAAUGAUACAGGCACAUUAUUGGUUCAAGCCAAAUAUAAGGGAGAUAAUUCUCUAACAAUAGUCUGGACUUUAACUGGUCCCCAGGUGAAUGAAUGGAAGCAGAUUUGCAUGCCCCUUAGUAUACCAGCUGGCACGGAUGUAGAGUUAAGUUUUGUAGCAAUCCAUGGAGAUGGUCCCCUUGGUGACAUUGCCAUAGAUGAUGUUCUAGUUACAGAAGAAGACUGCCCCCAUUUAGCAUCAUGUGACUUUUCCUAUGGGUCAUGUGGUUAUCUUGUUAGCUGGAAUGAUUACCGGGUGAAGUGGGUCAGAGGUCAAGUUAAUGAUGUUCCAAAUAACAACAUUGCAGGAAGCUACUUUUAUGCAACAAGUGACAAUUCGAAAGAAGGUAGUCAGACUUUUCUUUUCACAAAAUUUUUCAAAGCUUUUGGUACAGAGAGUGUUACAUUUGACUAUUUGAACUCUCGUUAUACAAAGUUUGAAGUUGGAUGGAUUAACGAACAAUCUGGUAAUACUACCAUGAGUAGCAUAGAAUAUAGUGACAUCAAUAUUUUACUUACAACAACUAGCCAAGCUGAUCAGUGGACAAAGAAAUGUAUAAAUUUGGGUGUCGUGACCGGGAAUAUAGCAAUAGUUUUUGUACAUACAACUACUGUUUGGAACACUCAGAUAACUGCUGUGGAUAAUGUUGAAGUAUCAACAGAUGGUUGUAACGAUGGUAUCUAUGAAUCCACAUGUGGAUUUGAUCCCUCUGAUUUGUGUGGAUAUAACAUUGUGACACCAGAUAACUGUCCUACAGUAUACACAUACAGAUGGACUGUUAACAACACUAAUGGCAAUAGUUUUUUGAUUGCCAAUGGAUUACUAGGAGAGGAAGGGGAUACAGCAUUGAUAGAAUUUCCGAAUAUCUCAAUAUCAUCCAGAAUGUACCUUCAUUUCAAAUAUAUGAUAAGCAAUUGGAACAGUGCUCAAAACCUGAUGUAUUCCAUCAGUAAAGACGACAGUUUUACGUCAGUGAUGACAACUAAGUCAAUUCUAGCUGCAUGGCAGACAUACUGUGUUAGGGUUUCAUCUCCAAGGGAGGUUACUCUGAGAUUUAAGGCUGACAAAACUCAAAUGAAUAACCAUACAGAUGUAUAUGUGGAUGAUGUUGUGUUGUCAGCUAAAAGCUGUCCAAUUAAAUCCUUGACCUGUGAUUUUGAUGACUCAGCGCUAUGUGGAUACUACAUGUCUGAUUCCUGGAAGAGAAAAGAGCAUGCCAACAAGAAAGGAGAUUUUUACAUGUCAGUCACAGCAACCAGUUACAAAAGAUCCUCGUUAGUUUCACCAAACCACCUUGACUCAAGUAAUACCCAGUGUUUACAGUUCAAUUACACGUUCACAGGAAGUUCAAAUGCUCAUCUUACAUUGAUACUCAAUAGAGAAAACUCAGAAUCUACUAGAGUCAUCUUACAGGGAACCAGUACAUGGAAAAGCUUCCAGUACCAGACAGUGGAACAGUUUGAUUUCAUUAAUUUUGAUCUAGCUCCAUUUUCAAGGAGUUCAUUCGGUAUUGAAACAGCUGGAGUUGAUAAUAUAUCUGUAUCACCAGGAAUUUGUCCCCCUAUUGAUUGCGAUGCUGAUGAACAUAGAUGUGCCUCUAGGCUCCAAUGUAUUCCACAAUCUUCAGUUUGUGAUGGUAUACAAAACUGUAAUGAUGGCAGUGAUGAGAAAUCUUGCGAUUCCUCCAUCUCUUGUGAUUUUGAGUCUGUCAGGGCUUGUGAAUACAACAUAACAGGCAAUUACAUCAGCAGGGUCAAUGACUCAAAUGGCAAUCAUCACAUAUAUGUCUCCAUGGCUGGUUUCCACUUACUUCGCUCUCAAAUGGAAAAUAUUCCUACCGUGUCUUGUCUGUCAUUCUUGACUCAGUCCUAUCCCUUUACUUAUGGUCACUUGAGACUGGCACUCCAAGAUACAGACGGUCUUGUCACACCAUUGUAUAUGAUCGAUAGAAUGAUUAGAACUGCAUUCUGGAUAAAGUACAAGACAACUGUUCCAAGUGGAAAUUUCAGUGUGAUAUUUGAGAUGUUCUUCCCAUCUAACAAUUGGGGAGGUUUACGAAUUGAUGAUAUUGUUUUACAGCCAGGGGAAUGUAUGGAAGGUUGUGGUGAUGGAUAUUUUAACUGUUCAGUGGAUAACCUGUGUAUACCUCAGGAGUAUGUAUGUGAUAGACAGUGGUCAUGCUCUGAUGGGCAGGAUGAACAAAACUGUGACUAUAGUAUAAGUUGUAAUUUUGAGGAAGACCAUUUAUGUGAAUACAACACUGGUUCAUGGAGAAAGAGAUCCGGCGUAAUUUAUCCAGAAUUUUACCUGGAGGAUCACACCUUUCACAAUUCUUCUCAUGAAGGAUCCUUUAUUUACACUGGUGAUUUGGAUGGAUUAUACUAUGACAAAGAAAUGACUUCUCCCUACCUCCAAACCAAUACGCCAAUGUGUGUAGAAUUUUUCUAUAUUGUUAUCCGACCUCAUGAAUAUUCAUCAGUAAUUUUGACAGUUCAUCAGAACACUUCUAACAUGAACAAUGAAGUCUUUUCAUUGGUUGAAUAUAGGACAGAUGUUAACCUACAGUGGCAUAGAGGGGAAUUCCCUGUAGCUGCCGGUGUGUUUAGUUUGAGGUUUACUGCUGGAGGUCAUAGGUCAGUGGUAGCUAUUGACGAUGUUCUGUUAUAUAAUGGAAGUUGUGCAGAGGUAGAUUUCACAACUCCAGAUGUAUGGCACACCACAGAGGCAGGACUAGAAACGACUGCUGAAAAUCAACAUGGACCAACUCCUGAAUCAGAACCAGAAAAUGGACCAACUCCUGAAUCAGAACCAGAAAAUGGACCAACUCCUGAAUCAGAACCAGAAAAUGGACCAACUCCUGAAUCAGAACCAGAAAAUGGACCAACUCCUGAAUCAGAACCAGAGAAUGGACCAACUCCUGAAUCAGAACCAGAAAAUGGACCAACUCCUGAAUCAGAACCAGAAAAUGGACCAACUCCUGAAUCAGAACACAUGACAACUACUAUAUCUGAACCUGAACAUGGACCAACUACUCUAUUAGAAUACAGACCAACUACUCUAUUAGAAUAUAGACCAACAACAGAAUUUGGAACAACAGCCUCAGUGUCAAAAUCAUCAUUUCAAGAUGGAUGUCUCAUCCAUAACACAUACAUAUGCUCUAGUGAAUUUGGAAUGAACUUUACAUCAUACCCAAAUGUUUUUGGUCAGAAGGAUCACUUUGAAGCAUUAAAUCAAUGGUACACUUGGGCUUAUUACCCCUACGAUUCCUGUAGUAUGGUGUACUCACACACAAUGUGUGCUUUAUUAUUUCCAACCUGUCAGAAUGGUACAACUCAACAGAUAUGUCGACAAAGUUGCCUAGAUGCCUUCCACAUCUUACAUUUUGGAGUGUGUAGUCACCACCAGAUAUCGAACAAUUACAAUCUGGUUUACUACUGUAAUCUGUUACAGGACGAUGAUGAUUGUAUAAAGUUACCAGACUAUGUAGGAAAUAGUAGUACAGUAUCUAGUCAAUCAACAACUAAUUCAACUAGUACAACACCUAGAACUACUACCUUUGGAACAACAAAGAUAUCCCAUAUGGAUAUACUACCAAUAACUAAUAUGACUUCCGGUAUUCAAGGGAUCGUGGAAAUUGUUAUCAACGGACAGUUUGGUUAUGUGUACUGUUAUGAGACAACAUACUGUCCAUCUCUAGUCUGUCAGUAUCUAGGAUAUUCGGCUGGAUCAGUAGUAGGAAGUUAUUCUGAAUACGAUAUUCCAAAACAGCUUGUACAAUGUUCAUCGACGUCAAAGCAUCUCUCUGACUGUACCAUUUAUCGAACGAGUAAUUAUUAUAUAACUGGAAUAAGAUGUGUUGAUGCUGUUCAGACUGGUGCAAUAGACUGUAAGUUUGGUUGGAACAAUCAGGGAACCUGUUCCUACACAGUCAAUAAUGUCGGCACUGGAUGGUCACAUCAAAAUUAUGCUUUUGUCUUAUAUUCUUACAAUGGAAAUGUAUCAUCAAAAUUAAUAUCCAACAUGUUCACAACUCCAUCUAGUGGAAGUGUAUUCCUAAAUUUGACAAUUGAAGAUCAGUCAGUACAGUUACAUGUCCAACUUAAGACAGUGGAUAUGACCUAUGACCUUGGAUAUACAGAACAUGGAGAUUUAAGUGCUUGUUUUGAUUUACCGUCAUCAGUACGUGGUAACUUGGUUAUAACAGGAAAAACUACUUAUUCUUUUUACCGAUCUUAUACGGUUGCAUAUGUUUAUGAGAUAAAAGUUAACCAGCAAGAAAUAUGUCCAAAGCCUUUCCCCUAUAGUGUAUGUGAAUUUGAUAAAAAGUGUCCAUGGGACAUAGAAUGCUCUACAAGAAUAGCUGAUCCAAUACCAUUCCAAUGGGUUUGGACAGGUUAUAACACUUCUUUGUCAGAUGCUGGUAUAUAUCUAACAGCAGAUGCAUCAUUUGGAAGACUUGGUGACAAGGCCAAAUUUACAUUACCACUCAAUGCCACAACCAGCCAUAACCUGAAAGUUAAAUAUAGAAAUACUGGCAGCAGAAAUGAUAGCUCUGGAUCUUUAGAGGUUAAUUUGAACCACAAUGGAGUAACAAAACAAAUAUUUAUGAAAGAUCAUUUGGACACCUUUGGAUCAUGGGAAUCAGCUUGUGUGCCAAUGUCAAAGUUCACAGCAGGGGAGAUAAUCAAUGCUGAACUAGAAUUUGUUGCCACUAGAGGAACCUCAUAUUCUGAUGAUAUAGAAGUAGAUGACGUUGAACUGAUAGGAAAUGAAUGUCCACAUUUUGCUUCUUGUGAUUUCCAGUCUGCAACAUUCUGUCAUUACACCAGAACAUCAGAGUCAAGAUUUGCAUGGAAUUGGGGAACAUACAAUCUGAUGCAAGACUAUUCUCUGAGACAGUAUGCACCAAGAGUAGAUCAUACAGAAGGUACCAGUUCAGGAGGUUACAUGUAUACUUCAACAUGUUUGCCCAACACAAAUGAAGGAAACAUUGCUAGUCUUACCACCCUUCCGUUUGAGGUGCAGUCAUCCAAACCAAUGAAGGCGUCUUUCUAUUACCACAUGAAUGGACUCAACAUGGGCACAUUCAAAGUUUACGUAAACCAACACAGUAAUUCUGUUGUCCAAUCAUCCAUGGUAUUUUCAAUGGCUGGUAGUCAGAGUGAUGAAUGGUAUUAUUCCUGCGUGAAUCUACCAUCUGGUAAUGCAACAGUGACAUUUUCGGCUGUUUUGGGUGACGGAUGUGAUUCUGUAUUUGCUGUAGAUGAUGUGGUGAUUUCCGAGGGAAUGUGUAAAGAACGUCUGAAUGAAGUAACAUGUAACUUUGAGGGGACCAACACUUGCCAGUACUCCUCCAAUUGUACCAUAGGGUCUAAAUAUCAAUGGUCCAGACAGCAAAGUAAGACUCCAUCAGACAACACAGGACCAUAUGGUGAUGCUUAUGGGAGUCUUGGAGGACAUUUUAUGUAUGUUGAGAGUUCCCAUGGACAACCAGGCGAUACAACCUACUUAUCCUUCCCAUCAUUCACCAGUAAUAAUCCCAGUAGUUUAUAUUUCUCCUAUCACAUGUUGGGAGAGGAUAUUGGUACAUUGGACAUCAUGUCACAGAACACUGGUACAUCAACUGUUACUCAGCUUUGGACAAAAACAGGGGAGCAGGAUAUGUCAUGGAUUAAAGGAUGUGUCACCUUACCAACUGACACUGAGCAGAAUAUUUAUUUUGUGGCGACCAAAGCUUCAGGAUUUAAGGGAGAUAUUGCAGUAGAUAAUAUUUUUGUUAUGGAUGGUAGUUGCCCAGAGACCAAUGUGCCAUGUGAUUUUGAGGAUAAGACUUUCCUAUGUGGUUACAGAAAUAACACAAAUCUGUUAGAGGAUGGUGGUUGGAAAUCUGUAUCAUAUGAUUCAGAUAAUAUGGCUGCGGCAGCUAGUUCAGAUACUGGAAGGUUUUUAUAUUGUGAUUCAAGUAUGGCCCAAGACGGAUGCAGUCUAUUAUCACCAAUUUUAUCGAUAACUGAGAAAUCCUGUAUAAGUUUUGAUUACUAUACAAAGUUUCUGACUGGAUAUAAUGCUUCAUUAUCUGUAUAUAUGAUGUCCUACCAUUUUGGAAAAUUUCUCUUUACACCUACCUGGAGUAUGAGAAGUGACUCAGGGACAGCUUGGAAUAUAGGACAGUUUGAAUAUACAGGAAAUUUAACAGAUGCCUCAUUAAUCAUUGACAUGCAACUUGGACAGGCUGGAAUUGACAAUGUCAAUAUCGUACCAGGGGAUUGUCAAGAGAUAUCAUGUCCAGGACAGUUUAGUUGUGGUGACUAUUGUAUAGAUCUGAGUAAAGUUUGUGAUCUCAAUUUUGACUGUGACGAUCAUUCAGAUGAAACAACAUUGUGUAAUAGAACCAUAAGUUGUGACUUUGAAGACAAGUUCCGGUGUGGAUAUUACAGCAGUGAUAAUGUAAUGGAGUCAAAACAAGUUAUCUAUCAAGAAUUUAUCUAUGAUCAUACAUACGGCAAUAAAGCAGGCACAUUUUAUGGAAUUGUCAGUUAUGCAGGCAGCAAUUUCAACUUCAACUCUCCAGCAGAAGACAUUACAGUCCCCUCAUGUCUAUCACUAUAUUAUAUAGGCCAUGUAAAUUUAUUUACUUUUGAGGUUAAAUACCUUGACCUUGGGGUCAUAUCCAGAAAUAGAACAUCCAACAGCACUUCCAACAGCACAAUGUUUGCUGAUUCUACUUUGACAAAUUUGUCCAAUGUUUGGAAACCAGCUCAGAGGGCCAUUGAACCUGGAAGGAUUGAAAUCAGCUUUCAUUUAUAUGAUUAUGCCUAUGAUGUGAAAUACUUUGGAAUAGAUGAUGUUAAUAUAAUCCCUGGAGAUUGUCCUCCAUUGGUUUGUCCAACUGGUCUGGCUCCCUGCCAUAAAGAUGGUAUAUGUAUUAAGGAGAAGAUAGAAUGUGACAAGAUUUCCCAGUGUCCCUCUGGUGAAGAUGAAGCAGACUGUCCCAUUAGCAUAAGCUGUGACUUUGAACAGCCUUACGGAUGUGGAUAUUUGUUUGGUAGCUAUAUUUGGAGAGAUGCUUUUGUUCACCAUUUGCCAGCAGUUGAUCACACCAUGGGUGCUGAUAAUCACACAGGUCACUACAUGUUUUACACAUAUGACACCACACGAACAGCAACUUUGACCUCUCCCCCUUAUCUGACGACACCUGGAGGCUGUGUUAAAUUCUAUUACAACAUGGAAGGAGGCGUAUCAGCAGAAUUGAAAGUUUAUACAAAUAAAGAUGGAACAAAGCAGCUGGUGUUUUAUGCCAAUGGAAUCUAUGUGGAGACUGAUGAAUGGUUGGAAGGAUCUUUUGAACUUCCUGCAGGGGAGACAACUAUUGAGUUUGUUGCCUAUGGUGACACUUCCUUUUUGGCACCUGCAAUUGUUGCUAUUGAUGAUGUAACCUUGAUAGAAGGACAGAGUUGUCCAAAUCCUAGCUGUGAAAACAGUAUAAAUACAUUUUCCUGUAAGAGUUCAGGAGUAUGUAUCCCAGAAUUCCUUGUCAGAGAUGGCUAUCAUGAUUGUUUGGAUGGAUCUGAUGAAGCUUUGAAAACUGACACAGACGACAGUUCAAACUCCACAAGAAAUUCCACAAAUGUGUUGAGUGCAUGUACAUUUGAAAUAGCAACAGAACCAUUUUGUCUCUUCUACAAUAACCAGAGUCAAGGCAAUGCUGGCUGGAUAAGGCAUCUAGGUGGAACAUCUUCAACAGACACAGGACCAGAUAGUGCUGUGAUGGGUAGUUAUUACAUGUAUAUAGAAACAUCUAACAUGGCAACAGGGCAGUAUGCUAACUUGACCUCUAGUGUUCUGAAUCCAGAUACACAGAUGUGUUUGUCAUUCUAUUAUCACAUGUAUGGCGCUAGUAUUGGAAGAUUAGAUGUGAUACUUUCAACACCAUUUUCAAAUCAGACAAUAUUUACAAGGUCCGCCUCACAGGGGAAUCAAUGGUAUUUCCAGAAGCUGUAUAUUCAACCAGCAGCUAACUUAAAGAUUAAUUUUAAUGGUGUUGAUGGAAGUAGUUACCAAGGAGAUAUAGCAUUGGACCAUAUCAUGUUGUUUUCUGGAGAAUGUGAUAAUUCCACAGUUAUAAAUCUAAGCGAUGACUUUAAUCCAUCAGUUCAUUUGGUUGGUGGACAAACCAGGGCUUCAGGUCGCUUGGAAAUAAAGCCAACUACUUAUGGUGUAUAUUCCCCUGUCUGUGCAAAUAAUUGGGAUGAAGAUGAUAGUAAAGUGACUUGUCGACAGCUAGGUUACAAUAAUUCAAGAAUGCACAGCAAAUCAGAAUAUGGUAAAGGAAGGACAGAGAGACCAGGGUUUGGUUACAGGUUUUUCUGUGAUGGCACAGAAGCCAAUCUGACAGAAUGUGCCAAUGAUUUAGUUUCCUGCUCAUCAAGCAAUACGGAUAUAGUGGCUAUUGAGUGCUCUAAUACAGAAUGUUUUGAGAAUGAGUUCAAUUGUGGUGACCCUAAUUCUACAUGCAUAUCUUUGGAUCUUCUGUGUAACGGAAAUGUGGAUUGUCCAAACUUGGCAGAUGAACAAAACUGUGCUACAUGUGGUAGUGAUGAGUUUGAAUGCAGUAACCAUGAAUGUAUACCACUAAUGAAUCGCUGUGAUGGAGUUCCACAGUGUUCUGAUAAAUCUGAUGAAUAUAGAUGUGUUAAACGACAAGACAAUGGUCAAGUAUCAGUAUAUACAGAUGGUGCAUGGACACUAUUGUGUUAUUUAAAUGAUCAGAUACUAGCAGAAUAUCUCUGUAGCAUCACUGGAUAUGGACCAUACAGUAGUUACUCUGCUGGAGUAUCAAUAACUAAUGGGUUUCUGGCACAGUCUGCUUCCAAUCCUACCGGUAUCAUCACAAACUAUGUGUUAAACACUCAAAUGUCUUGUAGUGCUUUAACAAUUCAGUGUGGAAACAUUGAAUGUGGAGUUCCAUCAGUUUCCUCGACCUCCGUUGGAUCCUACAUACUCUUUGGAAAUGAUGCUAUACCAGGAGAGUGGCCAUGGCAAGGUCUGUUUUUUAUGGAUGGAAGUUCUGGAUGUGGUGCAACUUUAAUCAGCCCGUACUAUGCCAUUACUGCAGCACAUUGUGUGGAGAGUUGGACCAGUUAUAUGAUUCAUGUAGGUGAAGUAAAAGAAUCAGAAAUGCUUGGAGCAAGUGAUGAUGGACAAAGAUUAAAUGUAGCUCAGGUAACUGCUCACCCAGACUAUCGAGGAUACAGUAAUAGUUACCUGUCGGACAUUGCCAUUGUAAGACUGUCACAGCCAGCUAAUUAUAACAACUAUGUAAGACCUGCCUGUCUGGCCACAGAAGUCAAAGAAAGUUUUGAAAACUGUUACGUCACAGGCUGGGGAUAUAGAGAAGACAUAGAUUUUGCUCCAGUGCCAGACAACCUACAAGAAGUUAGAGUUGAUAUUAAUGUAGAUGUAGACAGAUGUAACAAGAGUAUUCAGACUAACAUAGGAAUUAAUGUACCUGCUACUGGUAUCUGUGUAGAAAACAAGAAUCCAUACUCUCCAUCCUGUCAUGGUGAUUCUGGUGGUCCAUUAGUAUGUCAAAACAAAUAUGGACGAUGGGAGUUAGUGGGUGUAACCAGUUUUGGGAAGCCUUAUUGUCGUGGAGACCAAAUCCCAGCCAUUUAUCAGAGUGUACCAUAUCAUAUUGACUGGAUUAUACAACAGACAGGUAUACAGAUAAACAUGGCAAACACACCAACACCUCCACCGGGUCCCUGAUCAACCAUAGGACCAUGGACCAUUGGAAAACAUUCCUUAAACCAAAGAAUUAGUUUGCUGUUACUUACAAUCAAAUAUUUAUUGUCUACACACCUUUAAAAUUUGUGCUUUAAAAAGUCAUAGAAUGUAACUCUUGACUUGAAUGAGGGUAGACUCAUAUUACAGCUUUCUUCAUGUUUUUCUGACAGUGCCAUUAUGUUUAUAUAUGUACUGAUACAUUUUUUUAUUAUUUAUUAUGAAAUUGAAUACUGUGUAUUUAUUAUCAUUUGUGGGGAACCAAUUAUUAUCAUUUGUGGGGAACCAAUUAUUAUCAUUUGUGGUGUACCAAUUAUUAUCAUUUGUGGAUAUAGGUAAACUAUGAAUUAAAAUGUUCAACGAAGUAUAAAUUUUCUAUAGGCUUGUAUGCAGACUUUGGCAAAACCUCAAAAUCAAACAUCUACAGAAAUACAAUAUUUCCUCAAUCCACUAAAACUGGUAACCAAGUAAAUGAAUGAAUCAGCAGCUUCAUAUGUUUGAUGUCAUUCACUCAUUAUGUUAUCAAGAAGAUCAGCAUUUAUUUGUAUAUCUAUACAUUUUUUAUUUUAUUAUUUUUAAAAGGCGUUAUAGGUUAAUUUGUUAAGGAAAUUCAGCCUAAAAAUUAUAUAAAAGUCAAAAAUUAUUUAAUACAUAUAUAUACUUCCUCUGUAAUUAGGUCAUAAUAUAUUCUAGUAUAUAUUUGAUAGAAUAAGUCAUUUUAAAUCAUUGAAUAUAAAACUUUCAAGAAAAGUUUAUCAAAAAUAGAUCAUGGAAAGUUGAAAUAAAUUUUUUCUCUAUCUAGGAAAUUUGCUAUUAAUUUGAUCUUAGUCUCCUUAUCUUUUUUUCAAUGGUCUGAUGGUUUGAUUUUUUUUUCUUUCCUAUUGUUUUAACUAUUUAGGAGUUAUAACCUGUCAACCCCUGAAGCAAAAAAUAAAUCCAUGACCUGCAGUUUUCUUCAGAAUUUUGUCAUGACAUAUAAAAUCCUUUGCUCCUUUUUUGCUCAUAAUUUAAUAUAAUUUACUAUUUGAAAAUUAUCAAUGUAUGUUCGAUAAAGGCCUGUCAUAUUACUAUUUAAGCUAAAUAAUGUCUGUAUUUGUGAAUAUUAUCACUGAUUCAGGAGUUUCUGAAAAUGACUUACCUCAUACUGGACUCCAGCCAAUUAAUAAUCAAAACAAAAGUUAAAACAACUUUCAGUUUAAAUUUUUUUUUUUGCCCCACAGAAGGCAAUAUUUAAUGAAGUCUUGAUUCAGUUGAAUUCUUGGUUUUAACCUGCAUUAAUCAUCUGGUAAAUUGACUGGUAUCCUGGAAAUACACUAUAAUAAUGUAUUAGAAAAAUAUUUUUGGGAUUGUUAAUAAAUGUUUAUUCAAUAGAAAAACAAAGGAUAUAGCAGAAUUAAGGUGGUACCAAACACCUUGACUAAAAUUAGUUUGGCUCAUUUAAUUUUCAUAAAAUUUUGACAAAAUAUUUACUUUGACCCUUUGACAAUAAUAUAAAAAUUUCAAAAAACUUGAACCACACACUUUAUUGGUAAAAAUUUCAGUUUGACAAACACUAAUUUUGAUCAUUGAGAAGCUUAAUAUUUCCUUCAUAGUAGAAAGUGAUUAAAACGUUCAGCUGAUUUUUACAAAGUUAUCUCCCUGUAGUGUUAUAUAUGUACCAUCUUAAUAAACAAAAUUUGAAACAGAAGAAAACAAAGAAAAAAAAUAAUCAGAAAAUUGGAAAUGUAAGGAAGAAUACAAUUAUAUUUUUGUUAUCAUAUUUUUAUUUUGAAACAUGAUUCAUCUCUAACUUUUGCCAACAAAUCAUUAUAAUCAUCAAUAAUUAAUAUAUAAGGUUUUAUUAUAGAUUUUUAUCACAUUUAUGUUUUGUAAAUAUUAUCGUAAUUAACCACAACAGAGGUAUUAUAUGAUGUAAAAGGUGCUUUCAUCAUUACUAAAAAAAAUUUAGUUCUGAAACGGGUUUUGAAAUGAUUACAUAAGCUAACAUCAAUGACAUUGUCUAGGAAAAUUGUGAUACACAUAUCAUCUAUGGUCUUUCAACAUGCCCUAAAAUGAGAUUGUAGCCAAAAACUCCUUUUGAUUAUUUAGGGCCAUGGAUCACCUAUAAUUCCUAGAUCAGACUUCAAACAGUUUUAAUGACAAGAUACUGGAAAACCACGAGUUUAAAUCAUAAGAAUCUCGUCAUAAGUUCUCUGAUGUUAUAUUAAUACUUAUCUGUAGUAAAAUAUAGUGUAGUGAUGUUUAUAUGUAAUUUUUUUCAAUAAUUGUGUUGGUUGGUUGACUUUUUAUUGUAUCUUCUUUAAUUCAGGGGAAGAUCCAUAGGUGGUCCAAGGGGCCCUUGGGUCAGUUUUUUUUCUGAUUUUCGAUUGACAGGCUUCCUUUUUGAAGAUCUUGGUAUUUCCAAAAACUAAAAUUUACAAUGUAAUAACAUAUAUUUUAGAUAGUAACUUAUACUAGUGUUUUUCAAAUCUUUGAAAAAUGAUAAUGAUUUUUCUUUGUUUUGCAUAAUACAUGAGUUUGACUUAUCACAAUCAUGUACAUAUAUCUCCAUCAUAUCAUUUGACAUGCAUCCUUUGUUAUUACAUUUAUUGUUAAGAACAGCUGGGCUGGUCCUAGUCUGUUCUCAGUUUUAUAGUGUGUGACUAUUUUAUAUUACAGUUAUAAUCAAAAUAUAUAUUUUAAUAAUAAAGCAUAUAUUCGUCUUCUA
Messenger RNA from Mytilus californianus (California mussel), 19830 nucleotides. RefSeq lists its product as uncharacterized. Bases 1041 to 17108 code for a protein of 5355 amino acids. The record is from RefSeq and is a predicted model, not a curated record. NCBI's taxonomy places the organism in Eukaryota, Metazoa, Mollusca, Bivalvia, Mytilida, Mytilidae. Gene Ontology annotation, cellular component: membrane. The transcript has 89 exons. Gene Ontology annotation, biological process: proteolysis. Gene Ontology annotation, molecular function: protein binding; serine-type endopeptidase activity.